UUGAUUGUAUACACCUGUGUCCAUGGAGGGGAUUGGAACACCUGAAUCACAUGAUAUGGAGGGGAUUGGAACACCUGAAUCACAUGAUAUGGAGGGGAUUGGAACACCUGAAUCACAUGAUUGGGAGGGGAUUGGAACACCUGAAUCACAUGAUAUGGGGGGAUUGGAACACCUGAAUCACAUGAUAUGGAGGGGAUUGGAACACCUGAAUCACAUGAUUGGGAGGGGAUUGAAACACCUGAAUCACAUGAUAGGGAGGGGAUUGGAACACCUGAAUCACAUGAUAGGGAGGGGAUUGGAACACCUGAAUCACAUGAUUGGGAGGGGAUUGGAACACCUGAAUCACAUGAUUGGGAGGGCGGGGACAAUACUUUGGGCAAUAUAGUGUAUAUAUAUA
This is a messenger RNA of Staurois parvus, 397 nucleotides long. Lineage: Eukaryota; Metazoa; Chordata; Amphibia; Anura; Ranidae. The record is from the annotation of a GenBank genome assembly.